UACUACAAAAUAAUGUGCAAUUAAACAGCAGGCGAGCCAGCAGUACAAACUUGCUUAAUGACCACGCCUAUACUUGCAUUAAGGGCGGUGAAGAAUGUAGCUUUAGGCUCAUUUAGUUGUUUGUAUUUUGCAGAAGUGCUGAAAGAGACGUGGACUUCAUUUUACUUUUACAGGUAAGUGUAGUGAACACAGUACUAAGAGAACAUGACAGGGAUGGCAUCCAAAUUAGCCAAAGAGAGAGCGGCGGCCGCUGGCUUUGGAAGCAAUUCGAACGCAGUAAAAUACCUGAAUCAAGACUUUGAAGCGCUCCGAAACCAGUGCCUUCAAGCUGGAAAACUGUUUGUAGACAACACUUUUCCUGCAGUACCCGAGUCCUUGGGAUUCAAAGAACUUGGACCUAAUUCCUCCAAAACCCGUGGAAUCCAAUGGAAAAGACCCGGAGAGGUGUGUUCCAGUCCCAAGUUCAUUGAUGCUGGUGCCACAAGAACGGACAUCUGCCAAGGAGCCCUGGGGGACUGCUGGCUCCUGGCUGCCAUCGCCUCUUUGACCCUCAAUGAGGAUGUUUUGUCCCGAGUCGUUCCCAGCGGACAAAGCUUUAAAGAGAACUAUGUUGGAAUCUUUCACUUCCAGUUCUGGCAGUUUGGCGAGUGGGUUGAUGUUGUUGUUGACGACAGGCUGCCCACAAAGAAUGGGGAACUGAUAUUUGUGCACACAGAAGACAAGACUGAGUUCUGGAGCGCGCUGCUGGAGAAGGCCUAUGCUAAGUUGAAUGGCUGCUAUGAGGCCCUGUCCGGGGGCUCCACCACCGAAGGCUUUGAAGACUUCACCGGUGGAAUUGCAGAAAUGUACGACCUGCAGAAAGCCCCAAAGAACCUUUUUCAGAUUAUCAGGAAAGCCCUGGAUUCAGGAUCUCUUCUGGGAUGCUCCAUUGAUAUCACCAGUGCAUCAGACAGUGAGGCGGUCACUUCCCAGAAGCUGGUGAAGGGACAUGCAUACUCACUCACAGGUGCUGAAGUGGUGAAUUAUCGAGGUCGUGCAGAACAGCUGAUCCGAGUCAGGAAUCCAUGGGGUCAGGUGGAGUGGACCGGUGCUUGGAGUGACAACUCCUCCGAGUGGAACUACGUGGAGGCUUCUCAGCGGAUCAACGUAAAAUCAGAGGACGGAGAGUUUUGGAUGUCGUUUUCAGACUUCAUGAGGCAUUACUCCAGGCUGGAGAUCUGCAACUUGACCCCUGACACACUGACCAGCGACAACUACAAAAACUGGAGUGUGUGCAACUACCAUGGAACCUGGAGAUCUGGCUCCACAGCCGGGGGCUGCAGGAACAACCCGUAUACCUUCUGGACGAACCCCCAGUUUGUGCUCAAGCUGGAGGAGGUGGACGAUGACCCCGAUGAUGGGGAGGAUGGCUGCACCUUCCUGGUGGGUCUGAUACAGAAGAACCGCAGGAGGCAGAGGAAGAUGGGAGAGGACAUGCACACCAUCGGCUUCGCCAUCUACGAGAUUCCACAGCAGUUCCAUGGUCAAAGGGAUGUUCACUUGGAUAAGAACUUCUUCCUGACUCACGCCCAGACUGCCAGGUCCGAGACCUUCGUCAACCUGCGGGAGGUGUGCAGCCGCUUCAAGCUGCCUCCCGGGGAGUACCUCGUGGUGCCCUCCACCUUCGAGCCACACAAAAACGGAGACUUCUGCCUGCGCGUCUUCGCAGAGAAACAGGCCGACACGCAGUUGUGUGAAGAUCCCGUUGAUGCCGUCCUUGAGCAGGGUUUGGUUUCUGAGGACCAAAUAGAUGCAAGUUUCAAGAACUUGUUUGUCAGACUUGCAGGGGAGGACAAUGAGAUUUCUGCCUCAGAACUGAAAACUAUUUUAAAUAAUGUGGUGUCAAAACGCUCUGACAUUAAAACAGAUGGUUUCAGUCUGGAAACUUGCAGAAUCAUGGUCAACCUCAUGGACGACAAUGGAAACGGCAAACUUGGAAUGGCGGAAUUUGCAACUCUAUGGAAAAAAGUUCAGAAAUAUCUGAAAAUAUACAAGGAUAACGAUCUAGACCAGUCUGGCACCAUGGGCACCCAUGAAAUGCGAGCAGCACUGAAAUCAGCAGGUUUCAGUCUGAACAACAACAUUCACCAGGUUAUCGUUGCCCGUUACGCUGAUCCCGACAUGACCAUCGACUUUGAUAACUUUGUUGCCUGCCUGAUGCGUCUGGAAAGCAUGUUCAGAAUCUUUAAAAAGGUGGACAGUGCAAACACUGGGUUCAUGGAGCUCAACUAUUUCCAGUGGCUGUCUUUCGUCAUGAUAUAACCAUUCAGAGGAUUUAACAGGAGUUACAAAGCAAGAGGAACGCAGAAGACAAUAUUAAAAUUUAUAGAAAAGUUUAGAUUUUCCACAGUAUGUAGCCAUUAUUUUCGAUGUUUCAUUAUACAGUAUGUUGGGAAGAAAGAGAGAUUGCCGAUUGCAUUGGUUGUGGUUUGCUGUGCCUUUUUAUAUCAUGAUGGGUCAUGGUAAUAAAUAUUAUUAUCACUUCUAAAUUA
Molecule: messenger RNA, 2531 nt
Organism: Acipenser ruthenus (sterlet)
Lineage: Eukaryota; Metazoa; Chordata; Actinopteri; Acipenseriformes; Acipenseridae
Product: calpain-2 catalytic subunit-like
Exons: 21
Coding region: 205-2301 (698 amino acids)
Biological process (GO): proteolysis
Cellular component (GO): cytoplasm
Molecular function (GO): calcium-dependent cysteine-type endopeptidase activity; calcium ion binding
Source: RefSeq, a predicted model, not a curated record